Messenger RNA from Alnus glutinosa, 2747 nucleotides. Its product is annotated as la-related protein 1C. The transcript has 6 exons. The record is from RefSeq and is a predicted model, not a curated record. Bases 364 to 2034 code for a protein of 556 amino acids. Gene Ontology annotation, molecular function: RNA binding. Lineage: Eukaryota; Viridiplantae; Streptophyta; Magnoliopsida; Fagales; Betulaceae.
GUAUUCCUGACUUCAAAACAAAAACUUAGAUGGCACUUUCGUAAUUUAGGCAGACAGCCAAAACCUGAGAGCAUUCAAAGGGAUUUCCAAAAGCAAAGCAACCAAAGCAAAGGAAAAUAGGGAGAGAGAGAAAGAGAGAGGGGGAGAGGAGGAGAGGGAGAGCCACCGCUCAUCUCCGAUAUCCAUCACCAGAAGGUUUCUCUGCAUUACUGAACUGAGUUUUUGUUUUUUGUUUUCCGGUUCUCUCUCCGAAUUUUAUUUUAUUAUUUUAUUCCCUUUUUACCCUCAAAUCAUCGUCGAUCAACUCGUCGACUAUUCACACACAAACACACUCAAAAACCCUAAUUUAUCCUUUUGAUUCUGAUGGCUACGAACGGUAGUGCUAACCACACCAAUUCGGCCUCUUCGGUGAACCAAUCGCCGCGUCACUCCAUCGGCGAUAACACCAUCGGGAGCCCUCAAUCGCGUCACGCCACGAGGGCAGCGUCGUCGCCGGCGCCGUGGACUCAAAUCGUGCGCGGAGAACCUGAGCCGAUCGCUGCCGCUCCGUCAUCGCCAUCCAAUACGACGUCGUUGUCGUCGUCGACGUCAUCGAUGACUGCGAUUGAGCCAGACGUCGCUUUGGUGGGGCCGGAGGAGGGGAUGGGGGAGGGCUCGGAGAAUGGGUCGAACGGCAAUGCGGGGAAGAGGCCCGCCUGGAACAAGCCGUCGAAUGGGCCGGGCCCGGAGGUUGGCCCGGUCAUGGGGGGUGCGGUCUCCUGGCCCGCUUUGUCGGAGUCCACCAGGGCUUCCGCGAAAUUGUCUUCGGAAACGUUGAAAGGCUUAUCUGAUACCGGAUCACCUGUCGCUACAUCUCAGGGGACUGGAACACCAUCUUCCUCUUCACAGAAACAGAACAGUAAUAAUGUGAAUCCUAAUUCAACAUCGAGCCAUAAUGUACCUUCACGGUCGAGAUCAAUGAAGCGUACUAAUGCUAGCACAUCCUCUAAUGGUGGCAUCUCUCAUCAGCAGCAAGCACCAGCAGGUCUGGUGAUUGAGACGGCUCCAAAUAACCCUUCAUCGAAGGACCAUAUGCAAAGGAGCGGAUUUGGGUCGCAAUCCCAUAGUGGUAAUGAGCAUCCGCCACAUCGCAACUCGUUUAGGAACCGCAAUGGUGGAUCACAUCCACGCGGAGAUGGUUCUCACAAUCAUGGUUAUGGAGGCAGGCGUGACCAAGAUCGUGGAAAUCAAGAUUGGAAUGCUCAUCGGAAUUUCCCUGGUAGAGACACUCACAUGCAGCAACAGAGGGUUGUGCCUAGGUUUAUAAGGCCCCCACCACCACCGCCAAAUUCUGCCCCAUUUAUUCCCCCACCACCAAUGCGGCCUUUUGGCAGUCCCAUUGGUUUCCCUGAACUGCCACCACAAGUGUUAUAUGUUGCUCCUCCACCUCCUCCUGACUCAAUCAGAGGCAUGCCUUUCGUUGGCCCAAUACCGCCUCAUGCAGUUUUUCUCCCUGCUCCGGAUCCUCAGUUGCAUACUAAGAUAGUUGAUCAGAUAGGUUAUUAUUUCAGUAAUGAGAAUUUAAUUAAAGAUACAUACUUGCGGCAGAACAUGGAUGACCAGGGCUGGGUUCCUAUUAAAUUGAUAGCAGGCUUCAACAAAGUUGUGCACUUGACAGAAAAUAUCCAGCUUAUCUUGGAUGCUGUCCGAACUUCAACUGUUCUGGAAGUACAGGGUGACAAAGUAAGAAGGCGCAACGAUUGGAAGAGAUGGAUAAUGCCAUCUGCAGUUCAGUUUGCCAAUAGUUCAGGCCUUCAGACCUAUGGAAAUACCAGUCAGGAUAUGCUGACAGCUCAUGUCCAAAACAUGGCACUGGAGGAGAAGACUGCUGACCUCAGCAGUGGAAGGGAUCAAUCCAAUGUUCGUGCUGAAGCAUUCCAAAGUGGACUACAAUCUGGGGACUCUAGCAGCCAGUUGCAGCUGUCUGGUGGGAACAGGACAGAUCAAGUCAGUCUUCAAGCUGGUUCAGAUCACUCUGUUUCGGCAAGAAAUUAGAGUAAGAGAGAUGUGUGCACUUUUUUUUAAGAACUAAUUUCUGAAGGAAAGAGGGGAAUGGAGGGACUUGAACUGCAGGUAGUGGUCUUGCCAUGGUAAAACAUGAUUUCUCAUGAGUACAUGGGAAGCCAUUAUUUGAAAGGGGAAGGGGAAUUUAUUACAGAACAGAAAAAGAUUAAAGCAGAAAAAAAAAGAAAAAAAAGAAAAAAAGAACCAUUUAUGACUCGAGCUAGUAGCAUGUAUGGUUUUUGUGGGGGUUUUGCAUUUAACUCCAUUGUUCUUAAUGGUGGCAUGAUCAAUGUUUUUGUAUGGGGAAUUUUUAUCUCAUUUCCCUUGCCUGCCCCUCAGCUGGUUUUUUGAAUCUUUGGGGUCAGAUCACCUCCACUUUCUGGAGGUAUACCAUAUAAUUCUGAGUGAUGCAAGUGCUUGGUGGGUUCAUGUCUGCCGACUGUGAGGGGAAGAGAGGUGGGUGGCUUUUGCUGGAUGCUGCAGCUCGUGCUCCAACUGCAAUCUUUCUAGUCUUGAUCCAUCUUUUUUGUUUUGAAUUUCUCUGUCACAUAUAUCAUACUUAUAUUAUUACAUUUAUAUGUAUAUCUUAUUUCUUCAAACCCUUUGAGAAGAAUCUACUGCAUAAAGAUGGUCCCUUGGGGACAAUCCUAUGGAUUUUCCAGAUUUCGUCUGGAUAUGGUUGGUAUUCAUGUUUAUUUAAACUC